Messenger RNA from Notechis scutatus (mainland tiger snake), 3980 nucleotides. Lineage: Eukaryota; Metazoa; Chordata; Lepidosauria; Squamata; Elapidae. The record is from RefSeq and is a predicted model, not a curated record.
GCGGCAAACCGGGGUGACGGCGGCCAUUUUGUGUCUGGAAGCCGGAGAAGAAAGGCUGGUUUGCUUCUUAACCAGCGCCAAGCAGUUCCUGGCGCGACUCGGCUCUCAGAGGCUCCAGAAAACCAAUCCUGUCGGCCGUCUAGAUAGGAAAAUUAAAUCCGGGAGUUGUUUUUAUAGCCACAAGGCAGCAGUAAAGUUCAGAGUAGGCGCGGUUGGCCUCUCAGCGCUAUCUUUCACAUAAGUCGAGCACAGGGGUCCCUUUUCCUGCUUGGAAGAAUGCGAGGCUUCGGUGACCGAGGCCGCGAUCGCGACCGCGGCGGGUUUGGUAGCCCUCUGCCUCCUAAAAAAUUUGGAAAUCCAGGAGAGCGUUUGCGUAAGAAGAAGUGGGACUUGAAUGAAUUACCCAAAUUUGAGAAAAACUUUUAUGUUGAACAUCCGGAAGUAGCAAGACUCAGUCCUUAUGAAGUUGAGGAGUUGAGAAGAAAGAAAGAGAUUACUAUAAGAGGGUCAGAUGGUUGCCCCAAGCCAGUAUUUGCCUUUCAUCAGUGUAACUUUCCACAAUAUGUAAUGGAUGUCUUGAUCGACCAGCAUUUUACUGAACCAACUCCAAUUCAGUGUCAGGGCUUUCCCUUGGCCCUUAGUGGGCGUGAUAUGGUGGGCAUUGCACAGACGGGCUCUGGGAAAACAUUGGCAUAUUUGCUACCUGCAAUUGUUCAUAUAAACCACCAACCAUACUUGGAAAGGGGAGAUGGUCCAAUUUGUUUAGUUUUAGCUCCUACCCGAGAACUGGCCCAACAAGUCCAACAAGUAGCUGAUGAUUAUGGUAAAUGUUCAAGACUGAAGAGUACCUGUAUAUAUGGAGGAGCACCCAAAGGCCCCCAGAUUAGAGACUUAGAAAGAGGUGUUGAAAUUUGUAUUGCUACACCUGGCCGUCUGAUUGAUUUCCUGGAAGCAGGGAAAACUAAUCUUCGCCGCUGUACAUAUCUUGUAUUGGAUGAAGCUGAUAGAAUGCUGGAUAUGGGUUUUGAACCUCAGAUUCGUAAAAUUGUUGAUCAAAUACGGCCUGACAGACAAACACUCAUGUGGAGUGCCACUUGGCCAAAGGAGGUGCGCCAGCUGGCUGAGGACUUCCUGCAUGAUUAUGUCCAGAUCAAUGUGGGGAACUUAGAGCUGAGCGCCAAUCAUAAUAUCCUGCAGAUAGUGGAUGUGUGCAUGGAGAACGAGAAGGAUCAUAAGUAUGGAUGUUGUUAUGUUACCUUCAGAUUUUAUCUUGUUUCCAAAUAUUCAGUGGAAAUUACUAAACUCAGGUCUGUCUGUAUAUAUAUAUAUAUAUAUAUAUUACCAGGUGGUCGUUCUCGUUACCGCACAAGUAAUUCAUCCAACAAUCCUAAUUUGAUGUACCAGGAGGAGUGUGAGCGAAGGCUCCGGGGAGUUAAGGACGGCCGAAGAGACUCAAGUACUUUCCGAGACCGUGAGCGCACUGACAGUUUUGCCAAUGGAGCCAACAAAGCCUAUGGUGGUGCUUAUGGAAAUGCAACUUCUGCAUUUGGGGCACAGCAAAGCCAAUAUGGUUAUGCCCAGGGAGCCUAUGGAACUGCAGCUUAUGGAGCAAGUGGUUAUGGGGCAGAAUAUGGUGCUGCUGGGUAUGGGGCAGCCAGCACUGCUAAUGCUGGGAGAAACUCACAAAGCACCAGCCAACAGCAAUAUGCAGGGAUGGGCCGUUCAGGCCAGCAGCCGCAGCCACUCAUGUCGCAACAGUUUCCUCAGCCUCCUGGCACCAGUGUGAUGGGCUAUAUGGGGCAGACUGCCAGCUAUCAGUAUCCUCCACCGCCACCACCCCCUCCUCCUUCACGCAAAUGAAGCCACUUCAUUUAGUGGCUGUCAGUCAAGAUUGCAACCCUUUCUCACUUUUUCUGUCUCUUCCCCUUCUCAACUCCAUCUCCAUUGUGAUGUUUUUCUUAAUGCAGGUUAGCUUUAGAGUUUACCGUCCAAAUUCUGCCCACAAAAAUGGUACAUAAAUUGAUUUUCUUUCUAAAAAGUAGUAUUGACUGGAAAAUUAAUUUCCUUAUGCAUAUUUUGGCCUUGCAUUAUGUAAUCUGAAAUUUUCUGCCUCAAAAUGAAGAAAGACCUACAAGGCAGGUUUGUCCCAGUCCAGCUGUUAUUGUGUCUGAGGCUUGUGUAUGAAAAGUUACUGCGGAGAGGACUUCUCUAUAAUAUAAACAUCAAAAAAGAUGGUGCUAAGUAGAACCUCCUUUUUAAUAGAAUAUUAAAUAUGGUGUGAUUUUUGCUUACUGAAAUUGAGACUUAGGUUUUCUACAGCUAAUGAAAUGAGGCCUUGGAUUUGGCAUAGGAGAAUUUGGGACAAUAAUUUCUUUGGUUUCACUCUACUUAUUCUUUCAAACGUUUACAAAACAUAAUUUUGAGUUUAGCAUUUAUGCAGCUCCUGAAUCUCUUACCAGUCCUAAGCAUAAGGGAUGUAAGUGUUGGAGAUUAAUGUUCUUUUCUGUUGCAAUGCAUUUUCACCUUAGAUGUAAUCACAUAAUUGCUAUACUUUAUUUUUAUUGGAUUUUUCUGUGGCUCUUAGAUUUCACCCAAGAUAUCACAAAUGACAUCUGCCCCAUAAUUUCAACUCUGGGGUUAAAGUUGUACUUAUAACAAAAUGUAUAUCUAUAAACAUGAAGAAUCUAUACAGUUCCUUGAUGUUCAUCUUCUGAUCCAUUUACUUGGUAUCAAGAUUCGUCACUGGACAUGCGUGAGAUCCCACUGCAUUAAGCAAAAGGGUUCCAUUUUUCAGAAUUAUUUUAAGCUAAAUAAAAUCUUAAAAUCUCUUAAAGGGGUGGUGAGGAGAUAGCUAAUAUGUCUUGAAGCUGCAUUUAUAUCCAAUCUGACUAGGCUUUCCAAUGGCUUUAUGAGUGAGUUUGUUCAGCUGGCUCUUAUACUCAGCUUUUACAGGUAGGUAGCACCCUAAAUUUUAGGAAGAGAACUUUAGCAAAUGCUUUCAUUCUUGUUUUUUCCCCAGUCUGAGAAAGGUGUAAAGUUGAGGGUGUGGGGGAAGGUGGGAUGGGAUUAUUCAAAUAUUAAAGUUUCUGUCUUGUAACUAGCAGGAGAAAGUUGAUAGUAGUUGGUUUCACCUGUUAUAUCCAGAUAAAACAUGGCAGGAAAAUCUCUUCUGUCCUAAGGGUCAGAAUCUAUGGGGUUUUUCUUUUUCUUUUUUUUUCUUUUCUUUCUUUUUUUCUUUCAGUUUUGGGAAACAGGUUGUUAAAACAACUGAGUUAUUUAUAGCAAUGUGGGUUUGACUUAUAAAAAUGGGAUUUAAAUACAUGCUUAAUAAGAGCAGGCUGAGAAUAAUAACCACUUGUGUGUCUGUGCACAUCAUACAGGUAGGUUGUUGGUACAGACCUUGUACAAUAAAGGCUUGCUAGUUAAAACCUUCUUUCUCAGUUUGGUUUCCAUAAUCAUAAUUAAGAUAUAUAUUUGGCAGUUACCUUCAUUGAAAAUAUUAGAAAUGAACAUUCAUUUACUGAACACUGCCUGAUUUGUAUUUCCUUUCUUAAUAAAAACAUCAUGGAGCUGCUGUUCAUGCUGAAAUGAAUCUACAGGCCUAGAGGAGGGGGGCAGAAUAAAUUCUUCCCCAUUGUCUUUAAAGAGAUUUGGUCUUCAUCUUUGCCAAUAGAAAAUUGUAUUAGGGCCUCACAGUGUUGUACUGUAGCUUGAACAUAUAAUUACAGCUUGAUGUGUGUUGUGCUCAGACUGAGCAUUAACAAAUAAUCGAACUCUGACAUGUACAGCUUGUUUCCACUUAUCAGUUUAAAAAUGGCCAAUUGGUAAUAGUCAUUAUUUGCUCAGUAAAUAUACCAAUAUCCAGCCUAUAUUCCCUUUUACAAAAGUCAUUGUGUAGGCUUUGUUUAGUUAAAAGAUACAGAUUCUUAAAACCCUGCAAGCUUCUUAGGUUGAAUCAUUGGGGACUGUUCCCCCCCCCC